CCGCCGCGAGGUCGCGCGCGCGCGCCGCCGCUGUUCCUGCGGAUUCGACGGGAGCGCGAGCGGAGCGAGUCCAGCCCGGAGGAGAAUGAACAACAAAUUUGACGCUUUGAAAGAUGACGAUAGUGGAGAUCAUGAUCAGGACAACGGCUCACCGAAAGACAGUGAGAAGGAAAAAGCUGAAGAUGAGGAGAAGGACCAAAACACUAUCAAGAGGAAGCCUGUGGUUCCUGGGGCAGGGGAACACCCUCUGCAGUAUAACUACACAUUCUGGUACUCUAGGCGAACUCCAGGCAGACCAGCCAGCACACAAAGCUACGAACAGAACAUUAAACAGAUUGGCAGCUUUGCUUCGGUGGAGCAGUUCUGGAGAUUUUACAGUCACAUGAUCAGACCAGGCGAUCUCACUGGACACAGCGAUUUUCACCUCUUUAAAGAAGGAAUCAAACCCAUGUGGGAGGAUGAUGCUAAUAAGAGUGGAGGGAAGUGGAUCAUUCGGCUGAGGAAGGGUCUAGCCUCUCGGUGCUGGGAGAAUUUAAUCUUGGCUAUGUUGGGGGAACAGUUCAUGGUGGGCGAGGAGAUUUGUGGAGCUGUUGUCUCUGUUCGCUUCCAGGAGGACAUCAUUUCUAUCUGGAACAAAACAGCCAGUGACCAGGCCACGACUGCUCGCAUCAGAGACACACUACGCCGAGUCCUCAACCUGCCUCCAAACACCAUCAUGGAGUACAAAACGCACACUGACAGCAUCAAAGCCUGGGAAGAUUUCCAUGGUCUGGUAAACGCUAGUGGAGGCCGUUAGCUCUUCAUCAUGAGCCAACACUGCAAGGGGUUUUGUUUCAUGUGGAUGAAGAGGACGUUUCUACAAGACAAACUUGUAGAAAAACUAAAAAUGGACACUGUCUUCUGACGAGACGUUAUUGCGUGGAAAGCUUGUGGAGUCUGUUUUAAGAAAAGAGGAGGAGCUGAAAUACCCCUGAAAGGUCCUCAGAAUAAGGGUCACGCGGGCAGUGGAUUUGCAGCGGCCAUUCCAGACGACUGCAAGCCCCUUCUUUUCAUUAGAAAGGAUAGCCUGCAGAAACGUGCUGCAAAAACUGCAGCAGCCACGGCUCGGCGCUGCCUCAAUGACAACAUGUAUCAUUGUACAGAAAAGUCACAUUUAACUGAAUUAGCUUGUUAUUCAUAGAUUCUUCAGCAACACAUGUAACCACCCUUAGAAAGAGAGUAAUUUUAUUUUACAUUGUAACAAACAGGGUUACAUUUUACUAUAGUGCAGUAUUUUAACUACAGUGUUAAGAAAGAAAUGACUUUGAAUUUAAAACUGUUGUACAAAAGAAAAAAUAUAUUUGUAAAGUUAUUUGAAGAGGACAAGAUCUGCUCUGGAUCAUGUUCUGUUUGGAGCUGAGGGUAUUGAAGCCUAAGAGGCGUUGCUGCCUAUCGCACUGUGCCUGGCCAGGAGAGGCCUCCGCUGGACUUUCUGUUACUCCGCCAUGGAAGGAGAAUCUGGUGUCAUCAUUCUGUCGCCAGGUGCUGUUUCUGUGCUCUGGUAGUUUUUUUUACCCCCAACCCGGAAAUCAGCUGAACCAGCCUGUAUCUCCUUCACCGCUAAGUCGAGCUACAGUACAGUGGGAGGGGUUCUUAAGCUCUUGUGUGUCUACAUCUCUCUUAACAUACUGCCUGGAAUUCAGUGAUGGUGCUGGAAUUACUAGUGUUUGAGGUAAUGUUUUGAUUACGAUUGACUGAUAGCAAUAAAUGUUGAAUAUGCAGCUGCUGCUAA
Astyanax mexicanus (Mexican tetra) is the source of this 1771-nucleotide messenger RNA. RefSeq names its product eukaryotic translation initiation factor 4E family member 2 (gene eif4e2). NCBI's taxonomy places the organism in Eukaryota, Metazoa, Chordata, Actinopteri, Characiformes, Acestrorhamphidae. Gene Ontology annotation, cellular component: cytoplasm; eukaryotic translation initiation factor 4F complex. Gene Ontology annotation, biological process: translational initiation. The coding region runs from base 86 to 796 and encodes 236 amino acids. The record is from RefSeq and is a predicted model, not a curated record. Gene Ontology annotation, molecular function: translation initiation factor activity; RNA 7-methylguanosine cap binding. The transcript is spliced from 8 exons.